CACUGUUUACCUUCCUAAUAUCCUUCUUGAUGACACAAAUUAUCCUACCUGGUUGUUUCGGAUGGAGUCUUUCCUUAGAGGCCAAAACCUCUUUGGAUUUGUUGAUGGUUCAACACCUUGUCCUGCACAAUUUGUACUUGCCUCUGAUGGCUCUACAAACACAAUAUCUGUUGAGUAUAUUUCAUGGAAGACUCAAGAUCAGAGCAUAGUCAACAUGAUAGGCCAAACUCUAAGUGUUGUGGCUAUGACAUGUGCUGUUGGGAGCAAGUCUGCUCAAGACUUAUGGACUCGACUCAAGCUAAAAUUUGCUGAUGCUAACAAGCAAAACAUUCUGCAGCUAAAAUCAAACCUCCAAAAUGUGAAGAAAGGGACUGAUGACAUUGAGACUUAUCUUGAUAAAAUCAAAGCUGCAAAGGAUGCUCUUGAGACUGUAGGAGUGUCUAUUGAUGAUGAAGAUAUUGUGGUCACAGUUCUCAAUGGUCUACCUUCAGAGUUUGCAGCAAUAAAGACUGUUAUACGUGCUCAAUUCACUUGUGCAUCACUCAGUCAACUCAAAACUCUGCUUAAAGCUGCUGAAAUGGAUAUUGGAAAUGAAGCACAAGGCCUGCAGAGUCUGCUUACUGCAAUGCUUGCAAAGAUCAGUCCACACACUCUGCCAUCAUCUUCUGCAACUACUUAUGCCACUUCCACACCACCAUCAUCUGUGUCUCAGCAAUCACAAUUGCCUCAAACUCAAGCCAUACAGUUUGCAUCACAGGCCUCAUCCUCCAACACCUCUGCACCACCUGGAUUCACAACUCAAUGUCUUGCAUCUUCUGCACCACCUGGUGUUGUGCCUCAGGGAUUACCUUCCUUUCCAAUGUCUACCCAAACUCCAUAUGUUCCUAUCCCAGCUAUGCCUUAUGGAUUCACACCUAUGUUCAAUCCUGUGUUCAAUCCCAAUAAUGGCAUGACAGGCUUUUAUGCUGGAAGAGGACCUGGCAGGUUUCAACACAAUGCAGGCAGAGGCAACAAUUUUGGAGGAAGAGGAAAUGGCAUAACUGCAACUGGCAAUCAGAAUGGUGGCUUCAGGACUAUUGGCAACAACAAUGUUGGAGGUGGUAAUUCUAUUACUUGCCAAUGGUGUAAUAAGGUUGGUCAUAGUGCCAAAACCUGCAGAUCUCUUCCUAUGAACCUACAAGGCAACAAUAACUCAAAUCAAGGUGGCUGCCAGUAUUGUGGGAGACAUGGACAUACUGCAGAUAGGUGCUUCUUCAUUAUUGGUUUUCCUGGACAACAAAAUGAUUCUGAGGAUUCUAAUGCCACUGCCAUGGUUGCUGCUGCUCCCAACCUUGCUCCACAAUUUUGGCUAGCUGACACAGGUGCCACCAACCACAUGACCAACAACUUGCAACUACUCAACAAUGUUGUUCCAUAUCCAAACACAGAUGGUGUGCAGAUUGGUAAUGGACAAGGUGCAGGGCAAGAUAUUAUACCAGGGACUGAGUAAGCAAGGCCUUUAUCCCAUACCAUUUGAUUUACCAAUGUUCAAUAAAGCAUCUGCUACAGCUUCUACUUCAAGUAUUCAGAACACAAAAACAACUGCAAGUAUUCAGCAAACAGCUUCUACUUCACA
Molecule: messenger RNA, 1615 nt
Organism: Rosa rugosa (rugosa rose)
Lineage: Eukaryota; Viridiplantae; Streptophyta; Magnoliopsida; Rosales; Rosaceae
Exons: 2
Coding region: 62-1489 (475 amino acids)
Molecular function (GO): nucleic acid binding; zinc ion binding
Source: RefSeq, a predicted model, not a curated record